This is a messenger RNA of Hyalella azteca, 1565 nucleotides long. RefSeq lists its product as uncharacterized. The record is from RefSeq and is a predicted model, not a curated record. The transcript has 2 exons. NCBI's taxonomy places the organism in Eukaryota, Metazoa, Arthropoda, Malacostraca, Amphipoda, Hyalellidae. The coding region runs from base 42 to 749 and encodes 235 amino acids. Gene Ontology annotation, cellular component: glucosidase II complex. Gene Ontology annotation, biological process: N-glycan processing.
AGGGACAAAUAUUGUUAUUAAGAACAUAUUUCAUAAAUAAAAUGUUGCCUGUAAGGUGGCUACCUCGACUUCAGAAAAGACGAGUCUUGUUUACCUGCAUAUUUUUUGCGCUCUUAUUUCUAAUGUAUCAACUAAUGUUUUUUGUAGUAUUGAAUAAUGAAACCAACAGACGACCUCAAAAUCAUCCUAAAGACAUUAACAGACUGAAACCAGUUAACUCAAGAAAAGAUGAGUCUGUGAUGAAAUCAUACAAGUUCAAUAAAAAUUACGCUUCUGAAAAUGGAAAUCAUCCAGAAUUUGUUGACAACAAAUUCAACAGAGGUGGACUGCUAAAGCAUCAAUCACAUUCCAAGCAUGAGCUCAGCACUUCUGAGAAGAAUCAUAUGAUCAGAAUAGGAGUUUCUAAAGAUCUGGAAGUGAUGAAUGAUAAAACAAUUUUCCGUUGUUUCAAGUCAGGAAUGAUUAUCUCUGCAAAGCAAGUUAAUGACAACUACUGUGACUGCCCUGAGGAUGGUUCAGAUGAACCACUCACUAAUGCCUGUGAAAACUCAAUAUUUUAUUGCAGGAAGCACAGCAAUGGCUUUCCAAAGUCAGUGCCUUCAAGUUUUACCAAUGAUGGAGUGUGCGACUGUUGUGAUGGCUCAGAUGAAUGGCUCGAUGGCACCUUGCCAUUGAAAUUCUCCCAAGAGAGACAGAACCAGAUUGCUGUCCAUCAAACUCCAUGCCAGGAUAUUUGCGCAGUAAGAUGAGCAGCAAUGGCAAGGCUGGUUUCCAGCAAGGUCAUAAGUCUCCUUCAGUUACUGGAUGCUGUUUUUGCUGCUAGUCAAGACUUGCUGCUGUGAAAACUAAGAAGGCAAGGCGCCUGGCAUGAUAUCCAGUCGACGCCACACACUCGCAUGUUGACACUUUUUAUAACAAUUAAAAAUUAUAUUAUCCUCAUUUGAUUUAAAAGUAUUAGUCAGCAGUAUUAAAAGCCUAUGACAGUUCUCUCAAUUUUCUCAAGUUGAUAGGCAUCAACUUGCAAAUAUUUUACUAUGGCAGGUUUGCAAAUGUUUGAUUAUUUUAGGACAAUUUCUCAAUUUGUUUGUAAAGAAGUGAAUACUUCACUGUGUCAUCAUCCACACUUUGCGUUACAUUUGUUUCUCAUUUAUGCUUAUUUUUAGCUUCAGUUUCAUUCUGAAAAAAAAAUAAUGACAACCAAAGUUGGUUAGAGCGUUCAAUUCAUCCAUAGAAAUCACGAUUCAUAGUCCACGUUGUACGUUUCUUUGAUUCUUGGAUAUUGUAUUUGUAUGGGCUUUAUAACCUGUGUUCAGUUUGCUACCGUUUCGUUGCAAUGACUUUUAUUUCAAUGUAUUUAUGCGACAUCGUAUUAAUGAAAUAAAAACCUGGAAUAGGUUCAUUAGAGUAGUAGCUAAACUUAGUCGUUCUGUGUGCUGCGGGGACAUACCGUAGCAGAAUCUAAUAACUAGUUCAUAAAUAGGAUAAAAAUCAAAACUAGUUAUUUACAGAAGACUAUGUUGUUGAAUCAGUUGAAAAUCUGCGUGAAAAUAUAACAUUUUAAUGUU